AUGGCUGUGGGUUCACACCCGCUCAUCAGGGACUUUCAUUUCUCUGCUCACUGUGAAUUCAUGGGGCCAUACCGAGUGUACGAAAAACCAAGCCGUACUGCCAAGAUCAUGUCUUAUGUGCCGCAGCCCAUAAAAGUUUUCGGAUCAAUUGCAAUGGGCGCGGCAUUGACGGUAUUUUUAGCGCCAGCCCUGGUCAUUAUAUUUGCUCCACCAUUGAUUAUGGGCUGGAUUUAUUAUAGACGUCGUCUGAACCAACUCAAAAGGGCCCUGAACGAUCAGCGCUGGGCAGAUAUGUCGUCGUAUAAUUUGACAUUUGAAGAUGCCAGUGCUGGUGGAUCGCCUAUAGAUUCGAUUCCUUAUCCGGCCAAGUCCCGCAUUUACAAUGCUAUUCAACACAAUGAACAGAACUUGGCAAGUUCGAUAGGCGUGCCCCCAGACUCAAUCAAGUAUACUGGAGUUGAGUCGCUUUACCAGGAUUUCAAGACUUCGAACAGUGGACUCACGGAAACAAUUCAAAUCCAGCAGUUUGGCAUUCUGAGCCCCAAUGGCCGAAGGCUAGGAACUGUCUCCUUGGUCGUCCUGGGUGAUCCGGCAGCCAGAAGCAAGAAAAUGAGAAUUGAGAUCAACCCCGCGCGAGGAAAGACGGUCGUUCUCACUGACAUUGACAACGAUGAUGACAGUAAUGUGAUUAUUGAUGUGAAGAAACACUAG
Wickerhamiella sorbophila is the source of this 711-nucleotide messenger RNA. RefSeq lists its product as hypothetical. The record is from RefSeq and is a predicted model, not a curated record. The transcript has a single exon. NCBI's taxonomy places the organism in Eukaryota, Fungi, Ascomycota, Dipodascomycetes, Dipodascales, Trichomonascaceae. Bases 1 to 711 code for a protein of 236 amino acids.